UGGGAAAAUACAAACUCGACGAGCCGCCAUCUUUCUUUGUAGUGAGUCCGUAGGGGAAAAUAACAACCGAUUCGCAUGAUUAUUUCUGCUAAAUAGAGGUGUUUGAGCAACUACACUUCAUCUGGAAUCAUACCUGGCACGUUUAAAAAAAGGAGCCGGUGUGGUUUUGUUAAGACACUGCUCACAUUUUAGUCAUAAAGGCACAGCAGUUUGGUGGUCAACAUGGGCCGCUCACGGAGCCGCAGCUCGUCCCGGUCCAAACACUCGAAAGGCAGCAAGCACAGCAAGAAACGAAGCCGGUCUCGGUCGCGGUCUAAAGACAGGGAGCGGUCCAAGAAGCGGUCCAAGUCCCGGGAGGCUAAAAGGAACCGUCGCAGAGAAUCUCGCUCUCGUUCCCGGUCGACCACAGCGUCAGCCCGCAGAGAGAGAGCAGCCUCGCCGCCGGAGCGGAUCGACAUCUUCGGCAGGACGCUGAGCAAAAGAAACGCGCUGGACGAGAAGCAGAGAAAGGAAGAGGAAGAGAGAAGGGCCGAGAUGGAGAGACAGCGGAAAAUCCGGCAGCAGGAGAUCGAGGAGAAGCUGAUCGAGGAGGAGACAGCACGGCGGGUGGAGGAGCUUGUGGCCAAGCGGGUGGAGGAGGAACUGGAGAAGCGGAAGGACGAGAUUGAACGAGAGGUGCUGCGGCGCGUCGAGGAGGCGAAGCGCAUUAUGGAGCGGCAGCUGCUGGAGGAGCUGGAGAGGCAGCGGCAGGCCGAGUUGGCAGCUCAAAAGGCCAGAGAGGAGGAAGAAAAAUCUAAGCGGGAGGAACUGGAAAAAAUCCUGGAGGAGAAUAACCGCAAGAUCGCCGAUGCCCAGGCCAAACUGGCCGAGGAUCAGUUGCGUAUUGUGGAGGAGCAGAGAAAGAUUCACGAGGAGCGCAUGAAGCUGGAGCAGGACCGUCAGAAACAGCAGAAGGAGGAGCAGAAAAUCAUCCUCGGGAAGGGCAAGUCCAGGCCCAAGCUCUCCUUCUCCCUCAAGGCCACCGAAUGAGACUGCUCCCCCAUGCGUCCUGCCUUCGUCUCCCAAUCCUGCUCUCCCUCCUCAUCAUCCGGACCCCCCACUCCUCCUCCUCCACCUCCUCUGUAGAACGCUCGCUUCGUUUUGGAAGUGCAGAAGGAAUGCCGAGGAAAAGGGGUGUGACCCUGUGUGUAAACGUCCCUGUGAGGAGCCAUGUUGAUCCACCCGGCCUUGAAGAGGAGGCAGCUCUUCUCCCCCUUGAAGGACCUGACUGCUCCCCCCCCCACCAUACUUCCUCCUCCCCCUCCGCACAGAUGACUGUUGUUUGUGCUUUUUUUUUUCCUCUGUUUUAUUUUUUAGGGAACUUGAACUUUUGAUGUAGAAUGCUAUAACAUGUCCCCUCAGUCUUAACUCCGGUGUAACAGCGAGUCUCUGUGCGCCUGUGCUCUUCUUCUUACAUGUCCUUACAGCCAGCAAACUACAAUAGACGUCGCCCCCCCCCCCCCCCCCCCCCCCCCCCCCGAUCUAGAAGAAAAAUGUGACUCUGUCUGGUUCAUCUUACUGUAAACGCUCAUGUGCAGCUUGGGAGUUGUCCUGUGGUUUCCCGUUUUGAUUUCUUUUUUGAAAGUAAUGUUUCCAAAGUGGCUGUCGCAGCCUUUAAAAGCACAGUGAACUUCCCGUCCAGCUGACAGGUUUGUUUGUGUCUUCCACCGUCUUGACUUCUUUCACUCAUGCGAUCUGUUCCCCGUUAAAUAUUCUCCGCUCUGGCGCCGUUUGUUUUUUACGUUUAAAAAAAAAAAAAAGACUUAAGAAGGAUGACGUCCUGCGAGGAAAGAGUCAAUCUGGAGUUUAGAUUUAUUAGCAUUUUUUUGCCGUGCAGGUGGACUCCACCUCGACACCCAAGCUGCCCAUGACUUGACCACAAACCUCCGACAGGAUACGUGUCCCCGUCUAUGACGAGGGGCCCUGUGGGGGUUAUGGAGGAGUGAGAGAGGACACUUCCUGUAUGAUGUAAUGUUAAUAGCCUUGCUGUGAUGUGCUGACUCCCACUGACCCCCUCCCCCUCUUCAGUUCCCUUGAGUUGUAUGAAAUCGAUCCACUAUCAGAAAGUCACAGUAAUGCUAACGAGUUGAAUGGGACUGUUUUUUUGGGGGGGAGAAACUCUCGAGCGUACAGUACGUGCUCUGUCCCCGAGUUUUGUCGUAGUGAAUUAACUUUGGCGACUUCGCUUGAUUCGUAGAGGAUGGACAAGUUCAGGUAAGAUCAGGUUUGAGGUCAGCAGCAGUACGAGAGAAUGAGAAAGUGUGUGCGUGUGUGUGUGUGGGGGAAUGUGUGUAGUUGAUGCUGCCGUGCUGACCUCAGGUGGGUAUACAGACUUUUUGCUAAAUUGUGGGAGUUUAAAUUUGUCAUGUAAUUUCCCCCCCGAUUGUCAAGGGACUGAACAGUUGAAUAAAUCCAUUGAAUGCCUCCACUC
Messenger RNA from Labrus mixtus (cuckoo wrasse), 2470 nucleotides. It is a transcript of the gene arglu1a, whose product is annotated as arginine and glutamate rich 1a. Gene Ontology annotation, cellular component: nucleoplasm; mitochondrion. The transcript is spliced from 4 exons. The record is from RefSeq and is a predicted model, not a curated record. Bases 223 to 1029 code for a protein of 268 amino acids. Gene Ontology annotation, molecular function: cadherin binding. Lineage: Eukaryota; Metazoa; Chordata; Actinopteri; Labriformes; Labridae.